GCUCCCUCUAGAGGCCACCCCGGCGUAGCGCCGCAGGGCACGGCUCAGUUGUGCGAGCGGCUGGGCGCUCUUCCUCGGCCCAUGGCUCCCGCUUGGCUGCUCCGCUUCUUCGGCCUCGCUUUGCUUUUGGCCCGUUCUCCAGCCCGCCGCCCGCCUCCCUUCCCGGAUCCGGCUGCGGUGCCGACCCGGAGCUGCUCGGUGGUGCUGGAGCCCGGCUCGGCCGCCUUGAAGCUCGUCAACGGCUGGGCCCCCGGCGCCGUCGCUUGGGCCAACCUCACCGAAGGCAUCCGGCAGAACGGGUGGGCCUCCUUGGAGUUGACCACCAAUGAGAAGUAUAACGACAGCCUCCAAGCCUAUGCGGCCGGAUUGGCGGAAGCGACUGUAUCUCAGCAGCUCAUCUACAUGCAUUGGAUGAACACCAUGGUGGGCUAUUGUGGGCCCUUCAAGUUCCAGACGGAGUACUGCCAGAAGCUGAGGAGCUACAUCGAGACCAACCUGGCUUGGAUGGCGCAGCAGAUGGAGCGGGCCCAAGGCUCCCAAUAUUGGUACCAGGUCCGCCUUGCCCUGCUCCAACUCAAGGGCCUCGAAGACGGCUACAACGGGCGCGUGGCCUUCCCAACCGGGCCCUUCUCCAUCGCCCCCUUUGGCUUCCUCUUGUUCCAGCUGGGAGGGGACUUGGAGGACCUGGAAUCGGCCUUCAACAAGUCCGAGAAGCAGCGCGUCCUGGGUUCGGGGUCCUGCUCAGCCUUCAUCAAACUCUUGCCUGGAAACCGGGACCUCUUGGUGUCCCAUGAUACGUGGAACGGCUACCAGUCCAUGCUGCGGAUCCUCAAGAAGUAUACCUUGCCGUUCCGGACUUCGCCCGACAGUGGCAGCUUGGUCCCAGGUUACAUCCAGGCUUUCUCUUCGUACCCGGGCACCAUCUUCUCUGGCGACGACUUCUACAUCUUGAGCAGCGGCUUGGUCUGCCUGGAAACCACCAUCGGGAACAGCAACGGCUCCCUGUGGAAGUACAUCCAGGCCGAGGGCAGUGUCUUGGAGUGGCUGCGCAACCUUGUGGCCAACCGGCUUGCCAAGAGCGGGGCCGAGUGGGCGGACAUCUUCCAGCGGUUCAACAGCGGCACAUACAACAACCAGUGGAUGAUUGUGGAUUACAAAUCCUUCAUCCCAGGCAAGGCGGACCUCCAGGAAGGCAUCCUUACUGUCUUGGAGCAGAUCCCGGGGAUGGUGAUCGCAGAGGACAAGACCAAGUUGCUGUAUGAAGAAGGCUACUGGGCGAGCUACAAUGUGCCGUACUUUAAAGAGAUCUUCAAUGCUAGCGGUCUUCCUCAGCUGGUGCAGAAGUACGGCGACUGGUUCACUUACGAAAAGAACCCCCGGGCCCAGAUUUUCCGGCGCAACCAGACCCUCGUCCGGGAUCUGGAUUCUAUGAUCCGACUCAUGAGGUUCAACAACUUCCCGAAAGACCCGCUGUCCCGCUGCCAAGGCUGCGACCCACAGCAGAAUGGAGAAAAUGCCAUUUCCGCCCGUUCGGACCUCAACCCCGCCAACGGCACCUAUCCCUUUGGGGCCCUGCGCCAGAGGGCCCAUGGCGGGACGGAUAUGAAGGUGACAUCCUUCGAGAUGGCCAAACUCUACAGCUUUGUGGCCACCAGCGGCCCGACUUGGGACGAUUUGCCCGCUUUCGAGUGGAGCUCGUCUCCCUACCGCAAUCUGCUCCACAUGGGCCACCCCGACCUUUGGAGAUUCUCGCCCAUCCAAGUCCACUGGGGUUGAUGCCUUUGGGGAUCGGACUUUUCCCCGUGGCGUGGGCUUCUGUGCCGGGGGCCCUUCUCCCCGUUGCUUUGCCUCCUUAGCCGGCCCUCUUUCGUCCAAGGAAACAGUCUCGGAAGGGUGAUAUAAUUAUUCCAAAAUAUAUAUAUAUAAUGUGGUGGAUUUGGAUAGCUUUCCGAGGAAUCGUUUUGGGUCCGGUUUGUUUCGAUUCACAUUAAGUUAUGAAAAUAUGCCUUGAAAACGCCUGUCCAAUCUCGACAUGGUGACAUAGGCUUCCUGGGCAUCGGAGUGGGAUAGUUUGUGGGGCGCAGGGACGGAAAGCGGGGUCUUGCCAGGCCACGGAAAAGGACGCCUUCCCAUUUCGCAAUGGCCUUAAAAGUGGCCCGUAGACCUAAAAGCAAGGGAUAUGUCAUGUUGCAACCUCGGAUCCCAUUUCAUUUCGCAAGGCGCCAAUUCAGUUGAGCAUGUGCAGAGUGCCUUUCCCUUCAGCUUGUCUGGAUUCUCUUGAUUCUUUCCUUUAAAACCAAUGCUGCUAAGGAAAUCCCAGCUAGACAAAGGACAAGGAGGCAAGGGAUCUGUGAGCCUAAACAUUCAAAAGCAGCUUCGCAGUUUUUUCUGUCGAAAGUGAAGCAUUGUCUCGGUGGCAUACGGCCCACUGCUGUCCGUUAGGAUUUCUGGGUUGGACUCAUGAAGGAAUUUCUAUCUCUUGUGUGAUGUUGAUGAUUUUUUAAAAAGUCCUAAUAAAUGUCUUGUGCUAACUUUG
Messenger RNA from Anolis carolinensis (green anole), 2536 nucleotides. It is a transcript of the gene plbd2, whose product is annotated as phospholipase B domain containing 2. The transcript has 12 exons. The coding region runs from base 82 to 1776 and encodes 564 amino acids. Gene Ontology annotation, cellular component: extracellular region. NCBI's taxonomy places the organism in Eukaryota, Metazoa, Chordata, Lepidosauria, Squamata, Anolidae. Gene Ontology annotation, biological process: phospholipid catabolic process. The record is from RefSeq and is a predicted model, not a curated record. Gene Ontology annotation, molecular function: glycerophospholipase activity.